Messenger RNA from Protopolystoma xenopodis, 603 nucleotides. The record is from the annotation of a GenBank genome assembly. NCBI's taxonomy places the organism in Eukaryota, Metazoa, Platyhelminthes, Monogenea, Polystomatidea, Polystomatidae.
AUGCCACUCUUCAGCCUGAAGGCUCUGCCAAUGUGGUUGAAUACAAUUGUGGUCAAUGAGACUCUGCUCAAGCGCUACUACUGUGAAGAUGCAUUCGUCCGCCAAUGUCGAUCAGGUGGGCAGCGUGGCCUACAUGCCGAUUUAAUGACACACCUUGAGCAGCUUCUCGUUUUCCCCUUCCAUAUCGAUCUAGCCCAAGAAGCUCGUCGGGCUUCGAUUGAGGCUAACGGGAUUGGGUCCACUACUGGCGCUAACCCAGUUAAUGGGGUCCAACAUUCUCAGAGGUCCAAUCAAAAUCAACAUCGACAUUCAAACAAACACCACCAAGCCUCUCAUGGACAAACACAGAAACCAAAACCAGUCCCAAAGCGAACGCACCAGACGCGACCAACGGUACUGCAGUCCCCACGGUUACAUAGCGCCACCGUUGUGGCUCUUCCUAACCAGCCUCCACCCCCUGGGGCCCCAGCUGGCCAGCAGGUGAUGACGUCCGAGCAGCCUCAUACACAGGCGUUGACAUCCCACGUAGUUCUGCCUAAUAGCUAUCUGCCAUUGAAAGCGAAGCAUGACAUAAAGGGUCUUUCUCAUACUCAGGUGAGUUAA